AUGGCUAAUUUUGGAAGAUUCCAGGAAGUGGAUGUGGGUAAAUUCAUUGAAGGAAACGAAAACAAAAACACUUUGGUGAAAACAUUGAGUAAUUUGAAACUUUUGAAUGAAUUUCUGACUUCAAAAUAUUCAAAUGAAACAAGGCCAAUCCACUGCAUCCCUGCUUGUGAUCUGGAUAACUAUCUGGCUAGUUUUAUUGUGUCGGUCAGAACGAAGGACCACAAGGAAUAUGAACCUAGUACCCAACGUGGCAUGAUUGGCAGUUUUGAUAGACAUUUGCGAAAAAGGAAUUAUGGUAUCAGCAUCAUUGGUGGUAGUGUUGAAUUUUCCAAAACUCGCGAUGCUUUAAAAGCGAAACAACAUGAUUUGAAAGGCCAAGGUAAAGGUUCUAAACCUCUGAGAGCCGAUCCUCUCAACGAUAAUGACAUCGACAAAUUAUAUGAAUGUGGACAGCUAGGCAAUAUGAAUCCGUCGUCCAUUAUAAAUAACCUGUGGUACCAAAAUACGCUUCACUUUGGAAUGAGGGGCGGGGCCAUGGAACACCGAGCCAUGUCUUGGGGUGAUGUUGUUUUGAAACACGACACAGAGUUGAACUAUCUGCAGUAUCACGAACGUUUGACAAAAACUCGAAAUGGUGACGACAUUCGAUCAACCCGUUUGUGUCCCCCUAGGAUGUAUGCUACACCGCAGCAACCGGACAGAUGUCCCGUUCAACUUUUUAUGUUUUAUCAAGCAAAACGACCUGAGGGUUAUUCUAACAAAGACGACCCCUUCUAUCUCGCGACCGUAACUCAUGAUAAACACCCACGUGUCCAAGACCAAUGGUUUUUGAAAGGUCCCAUAGGAAAAAACAAACUGUCAAACAUCAUGAAAACUAUGGCUAAAGAAGCAGAGCUUGACUUACCUAAAAAACGGUUAACAAACACUAGUGUGAGGAAGACUCGUCCAAAAGAUGACCGACAAUAA
Messenger RNA from Pecten maximus, 966 nucleotides. RefSeq names its product zinc finger MYM-type protein 4-like. Bases 1 to 966 code for a protein of 321 amino acids. The record is from RefSeq and is a predicted model, not a curated record. NCBI's taxonomy places the organism in Eukaryota, Metazoa, Mollusca, Bivalvia, Pectinida, Pectinidae. The transcript has a single exon.